CCCAUACAAAUGGAGAACCCCUAUAAAGAGCCUCCUAAAAAAUGUGUCUUAUGUGGAAUAAAUGUGGACUACAAGAAUGUGCAGCUUCUUUCCCAGUUUGUUUCUCCGCAUACUGGCUGCAUUUAUGGCAGGCACAUAACAGGCUUGUGCAACAAGAAGCAGAAAGAAAUUACAAAAGCCAUUAAAAGAGCUCAUGUAUUUGGAUUUAUGCCAGUUAUGUUUAAGAACCCAUCAUUUCUCACAGACCCCAAGAUAUGUAAUAUCAAGUAUCCGGAGUAA
Molecule: messenger RNA, 279 nt
Organism: Pelecanus crispus (Dalmatian pelican)
Lineage: Eukaryota; Metazoa; Chordata; Aves; Pelecaniformes; Pelecanidae
Source: RefSeq, a predicted model, not a curated record